AUGGCGGGAAAAAGGGGUUUCGACUUGGAGGACUCUCCACCGCUUAGCACCUCUAAAGCUGCGGGAUUCAAUGCCCAUGUAUUGAAAAAGCUACAAGCCGCUGUUACUGAGGAUCCCGAGAUCAACUUGACCGAGCAAUUCCCAACCGAAUAUGCGAAACGUCUCCUGGAGAUGCAAAAAACAAGCCAUCGUCUCCCUAAGAAAACUAAACCGAACCCUCAGGAUCUUCCCAAGGCCGACGAAGACAUUCGUCAAUCCCUCUGCCCAUUGGAUCCGGUUGAAGUUAUUUUCCCUCUUUCAGAUGUGGUCGCAAAAUUACUUGAGACUGUGCCCCGAACCGCGGAGUGUUCGCCAGUGGUCGGACUCUCUCAGCAGCUGUCUGAACUCCUACAGAGAAGUGAGAUCAUUUGGAAAGCUCCCUUCGCCCGACAGAAAGGGGUGUUUAAAUGCUCCCUCGGAGUAGUUGUGAAAGCAGUCCGUAACUUGAAGCACUACACUGAAUACACCACAUUACAAUAUCUUGACCGUCAUAAGCCAAGUAUCCCAGCACCGAAACCCCUUGGGUUAGUGCGUAUGAGUGGAAUUUCUCUGAUAUUCAUGAGCCACAUGCAAUCUGUACCGCUGGGGGAAGUCUGGCGAACACUUAUCCCUUCUCAAAAGACCUCGCUUAGCAACCAACUCAACACAAUACUUGCCGAUCUCAGAACCCUUCCUUAUCUAGAAGGGACUCCUCUUGGAGGAAUUGGAGGCGAAGGAUGUACAGACCUCAGGAGGCAUGUUCGCACGAGCGAGACACCUAUCACUAGCCUUGACGAUUUUGAAACAUUUUUGUUUUCUAGCUCGCAUCCGGGUGGGGACGUGUUCGUCAAGUUUCUUCGCCGAUUAUCAUCAUCAUUCCUAACCCGACCGGGGCCUCGCAUCGUUUUCACACAUGGAGAUAUAAGACCGGACAAUGUUAUGGUCCAAAUGACCGAAAAUAACAAGUAUACGAUUUCUGGAAUCCUUGACUGGGAAUACAGUGGAUUUUAUCCUGACUAUUAUGAAUGUGUCCGGUGCACAAACUGCCUAAGUCCAUAUGAGGAAGACGACUGGUUUUUAUAUUUGCCAAAAUAUGUUUCGCCAAACAGUUAUCCCGAGUGGUGGCUUCUCGAUCGAGUCCGAGAAACGAGAGUUGUAUGA
Molecule: messenger RNA, 1179 nt
Organism: Penicillium coprophilum
Lineage: Eukaryota; Fungi; Ascomycota; Eurotiomycetes; Eurotiales; Aspergillaceae
Exons: 2
Coding region: 1-1179 (392 amino acids)
Source: RefSeq, a predicted model, not a curated record